This is a messenger RNA of Protopolystoma xenopodis, 423 nucleotides long. The record is from the annotation of a GenBank genome assembly. Lineage: Eukaryota; Metazoa; Platyhelminthes; Monogenea; Polystomatidea; Polystomatidae.
AUGGGAAAUUUAGUUCCCAUAUUCUCUCAGACACCCGCCUUAUCCUCUCAUGGUUCUGUAGUAAAGGGAUUCUUUUUAUCCAGUCUUUCUGGGACACCGGACACCACCUUUCCUCCUCACAACCUCUACUCUCCAUACACCAUCCGAGCUAUGCGUUUGUCCUUGCCACUUGUUAAGCGAUACGUGCCCCUCAGGGCUGCAGCUGGUGCCACUGCUUUCACAUAUCUUUUCUUGAUAAAAAGGUCGCAACACGUGCAAGAAAUGCAACUAUUAGAGUUCGCGAAAUGUGAUCUGCCUGCCAUAGAGGAAGCAAACGUUGUUGUUAUCUACGAUAAAGGUCGUGGAUAUCCAGCAGAUUGUUCGGGUGGUCAGAUCUCUGAUAUUUUGCAGAAGUUUCACUUUCCUCAAAGAGUGUUAGGAUGA